This is a messenger RNA of Lethenteron reissneri (Far Eastern brook lamprey), 1035 nucleotides long. RefSeq lists its product as uncharacterized. The record is from RefSeq and is a predicted model, not a curated record. NCBI's taxonomy places the organism in Eukaryota, Metazoa, Chordata, Hyperoartia, Petromyzontiformes, Petromyzontidae.
AUGUCGCGUCUCGCUCCGCGCGUUCACACCGUCGAGUUUCGCUCUAGACAGGCGCCGGGCGAGACGUGGCGGACUCCCUCGCCCGGGACGCGGGAGUCCGUGGGCUCGAGCGCGACGUCUGCGUUCAGGAACUACCGGAGCCUCUCCGUGACGGGCGAGCGCUACCACGUGUUCGAGAACGGCACCCUGCGCAUCUUGGACUUGCGUCGCGAGGACGCGGACACCUACACCUGCUUCGCCACCAACAACCUGGGCUCCAGCCAGCUGUGCGCGCACCUCCACGUCCCGGUGGCGUCGGACGGUGAGGAUCGGGGCCAGGACGGCUCCGGCUACGAGGAGGAGGACGAUGAGCAGGAGACCACCGCCCCCGACGCCAGUAGCAGCCGUGACGGUGGUGCUGACGAGGAUGACGACGAGGAUGACGACGACGAGGACGACGACGAGGAGGACGACGAGGAGGACGAGGUGUCAGCUACCUCGCCAGCAGCAGCGGCGGCGUCGUCGACGGCGCCAGCGGGGCGGGCGACCGCCACCAGCAGCGGGGCGCCUCGCCGCCUCGCCGCCGCCGCCACUUGGGCCACGGCGCUGCUGCUCGCGCUGGCGCCGCGGGUGGCGCGCGCCGCCUGGCGCCACGUCUAGGAGGAAGCUUCCCGCCGGACGUGGCGCCAGGAGGAAGCUUCGUCACUCUCGCGGAUCUCGACGGUCGCGGCGCCCCGUUGGGUGCGACGUCGCGUCUCGCUCCGCGCGUUCACACCGUCGAGUUUCGCUCUAGACAGGCGCCGGGCGAGACGUGGUGGAUUCCCUCGCCCGGGACGCGGGAGUCCGUGGGCUCGAGCGCGACGUCUGCGUAGGUGGAGUCAGCGAGCUGUCCCUGCGCUCGUGCGGAAUGUUGGUGUCCGGCUCCUCCGCUCUUCCGCUCCGCACUGAGGAACGGUGGUGAUGGUGGCGGUGGUGAUGGUGGCGGUGAUGGUGGUGGCGGUGGUGAUGGUGGUGGUGAUGAUGGUGAUGGUGGUGGUGGUGGUGAUGGUGGUGGUG